GGCCUACUGUGCUGGUGAUCCUGGGGUGCUCUCGCCUCACGGAUCAGCUUUCCUCAUGGUGGUGUGGGCACUGGUUCAGUGCCAGCCUUGCAAAUAAAGCUUGAGCUGUGCAGUUGUAUGCCAGGAACAGGGAUUUUGCUUUCAGCUGAGACAACACUUUGUCCUUUGCAGGUCUUUGAUCCCCAACUGAGUCAUCACCGAUUUGAUUCAAGAUGCCACCGGCCAUCGGAGGCCCUGUAGGAUACACUCCUCCUGAAGGAGGAUGGGGCUGGGCUGUGGUCAUCGGAGCCUUCAUCUCCAUUGGCUUCUCCUAUGCCUUCCCCAAAUCUAUCACAGUGUUCUUCAAAGAGAUUGAGGUCAUCUUCAAUGCGUCUAGCAGCAAAGUCUCCUGGAUCUCCUCCAUCAUGCUGGCUGUCAUGUAUGCAGGAGGUCCCAUCAGCAGCAUCCUGGUGAACAAGUAUGGCAGCCGGCCCAUCAUGAUUGCAGGAGGCUGCCUCUCUGGCUGUGGGCUGAUCGCAGCCUCCUUCUGCAACACGGUGGAGGAGCUCUACUUCUGCGUUGGGGUCAUUGGGGGCCUUGGACUUGCCUUCAACUUGAACCCCGCCUUAACCAUGAUCGGCAAGUACUUCUUCAAGAAGCGUCCACUGGCCAACGGGCUGGCGAUGGCAGGCAGCCCCGUCUUCCUCUCUACCCUGGCACCCGUCAACCAGCUCUUCUUUGGCAUAUUUGGCUGGCGUGGCAGCUUCCUCAUCCUGGGUGGCCUCCUGCUGAACUGCUGUGUGGCUGGAUCUCUGAUGCGGCCCAUAGGUCCCAAGCCAGAUCAGCUAAAGAAAGAGGCCAGUAAGGAAGUGCAGCAGGAGGCUGGGAAGGCACGGAAAAAGGAUGAUGGUGACACCAGCACAGACCUCAUUGAUGGAAAGGCCAAGAAAGAGAAGACCUCGUUAUUCCAGACAAUCAACAAAUUCUUGGAUCUGUCUCUGUUCACACACAGGGGCUUCCUGCUCUAUCUGUCAGGCAAUGUAAUCAUGUUCUUCGGGUUGUUUGCUCCCUUGGUCUUCCUCAGCAAUUAUGCAAAGAGCAAGAAGAUUGCUAGUGACUCUGCAGCCUUCCUGCUCUCCAUACUGGCCUUUGUGGACAUGGUGGCCAGACCUUCCAUGGGACUGGUGGCAAACACCAAGUGGAUCAGACCCCGCAUCCAGUAUUUCUUUGCCAUCUCUAUUAUUUACAAUGGGGUUUGCCACCUUCUGGCCCCCAUGUCCACCAGCUAUGCUGGUUUCUGCAUUUAUGCUGGCUUCUUUGGCUUUGCCUUUGGCUGGCUGAGCUCGAUCCUGUUUGAGACCCUGAUGGACCUGGUGGGAGCUCAGCGGUUCUCCAGCGCUGUUGGCCUGGUGACCAUCGUGGAGUGCUGCCCUGUGCUUCUGGGACCCCCUAUGCUAGGGAAGCUCAAUGACAUGUAUGGUGACUACAAGUAUACGUACUGGGCCUGCGGGGUUGUCCUGAUCAUCGCUGGGAUCUACCUCUUCAUUGGGAUGGGCAUUAACUAUCGCCUGGUGGCAAAGGAGCAGAAGGCAGAGGAGAAAGCAAAGAAUGAAGGGAAGGAGGAAGAGACCAAUGUUGAUGAGGCUGAGAAGCAGAAAGAGGCAAACAAUGAUGUGGCCCCCUCACCUCAGAAGAAUGUGGAGGAUGGUGUCAAAGAGGAGGAGAGCCGCAUGUGAGGGACCGGUCUUAAUCCCAGAGUGUCGGGGAAGCGGCGCUGCCCUGGCGCGGCGGCCGGGGCAGAGCUCCGCUGGCGCUGGGUGGCUGUAAGAAGUGUUUAAACCGGGUGUUCAUUUCCAAACAGGCUCUGAAUUGUCUUUCCAUCUGUGUUAAACAAAGGUAACAGGACUACACAUGCAGUAUCCUCGUGUGUCCAGGGGCAGGGGGGCUUUUAUAGUUUGGCUUUUUAACAGUAACAUGAAUGUACUAAUAUGUGCCUUACAGUCUCCAUAUCUAGCUGAAUCUGAAUGAGCCUUAACUCUAAACUGUGCUUUAGCUCUGUAUUCUGCUUGGGGUUUGGGGGUGGGGGGAUAUAUGUGUUUUGGGGAGUUUUGUUGUUAAAAAGCCAUAAAAAAGCAGGAUACUGGAUUUGUUGAAGCACAAUGGGCUUCAGGGCCGGCCCUGGAUGAAUACUGCUUCACACGCUUCUUACUGCAGGCCCUCUGCGGGGGAGAUGCGGGCAUGGGGUGAGGUGCUCCUCAACCCCCAUGUCUCGUGCCUCCUGGCUCUCUAGGUGGUCUUUAGGUAUGUUUUGAAAACACUUUAGCUACUGUAGUUCUUUAAAAUCCUUGUUUUUGUAGCUGUUCUCUCAUGGGAUAUUCAGGUUGAAGAAAAAUGGCUGCAGUUCUUGUUGGGCAGCGCCGCCCACUCCAUGGCCAUGGCAGCCCUGCUUGUCCAAGCCUUCCCUGGGGUGUGUUGGGGUCCCCCUGCCUCCCCACUCUGCUUCAGUAGUGCCUCUUCUCAGCCCAGUGCUGGGGGAUGUGAGAUGGGCUCAGGUGGUUGUGUUGGCAUUCACACGUUUGUCAGCUGUGCUGCCCCAUCCUGCCCACGGGGUGGGUUUCCAGCAGGGCAUCCCAUCCAGCCAAGUGUUCUGGGUGCCUGACCUUGGGCAGAGUGAUGAGGUGGGUAGAGAUGGUACAUCCCUGAGACUUUUUCUGCUUUUGCUCUUUUAUGUGUAGAGAAACCUCUUUUACUUGCUUCUGUUCAACUGAGAUCUUAAGGCGAUGGUUGCUGAACCUCUCACAUCUAGGACACGUAAGGGGGAGGAAAGAAUUUGUAUGUAUUUAUUUUUUAUUUUUUAGUGUUGGAAAAUAUCUCAACGUACGUGGAGCAGGUUAAUGGCUCUCAAGUUCUAGUAAAUGUUGAUCAGAAUUCAUGUUAAGAGGCUGAGUUUUUUCAAAUAAACUUGUUUUUUUACAAUUUACCCAUCAAAUGUUGAACUUCUUUCGUAGAAGUGUGAUUUCUAUGUGCCACAUCACAUAGAUUUAGGGUCAGUUUUGGGGAGAGGGUGAGGAGGGCUGUGGCAGGGCCUGGCUGCUACUCCAGCACCCUGUGGAAGCUGGACACAUACUGACGGGGUGAGAUGCUCCUUUUCAGCUGGAAGAGGCUUUGGUUAGCAGUUGGGAUGGCUACAGCGUAGUGUCCUCAUGCACUCUGGUUUUAGAAACCUCUAAAAACCCUUGACAACUCCCUUGAUUACGAGAGGGAGGGACAUGCACUUAAAUGUCUGAGUGAU
Messenger RNA from Cinclus cinclus, 3271 nucleotides. RefSeq names its product solute carrier family 16 member 1 (gene SLC16A1). The record is from RefSeq and is a predicted model, not a curated record. Gene Ontology annotation, biological process: monocarboxylic acid transport; transmembrane transport. The transcript is spliced from 4 exons. Lineage: Eukaryota; Metazoa; Chordata; Aves; Passeriformes; Cinclidae. Gene Ontology annotation, molecular function: monocarboxylic acid transmembrane transporter activity. The coding region runs from base 213 to 1715 and encodes 500 amino acids. Gene Ontology annotation, cellular component: membrane.